Molecule: messenger RNA, 1096 nt
Organism: Lycium ferocissimum
Lineage: Eukaryota; Viridiplantae; Streptophyta; Magnoliopsida; Solanales; Solanaceae
Product: transcription factor TCP11
Exons: 1
Coding region: 69-602 (177 amino acids)
Cellular component (GO): nucleus
Molecular function (GO): sequence-specific DNA binding; DNA-binding transcription factor activity
Source: RefSeq, a predicted model, not a curated record
GCCCAAAGUAUUCAAAAAAAUAAAAAAAAACCCUACUAAAAAUCUCUCUAAUUUCCCCCCCUUUUUAAAUGGGUUCAGAAAUAGUUGAUUUUUCCGGUGACAAAGCAGCAAAUGACAGAAAUGCCCUUAAGCUAGUACCAACAAAGAAACUUACCUCUAACAAAGACAGGCACACAAAGGUAAAUGGACGAGGUAGGCGCGUGAGGCUACCUACAUUAUGUGCGGCGCGUGUGUUUCAACUCACAAAAGAAUUAGGUCACAAAACUGACGGCGAAACUAUCGAGUGGUUACUACGCAACGCUGAACCGGCGAUAAUUGCUUCAACCGGAACCGGUACUGUUCCGGCUUGCCACGUCACCACUACGCCGGCGAUGACGAGCAUUCAAUCGCAACCGUCGGUUUUGGCUCCGUUAAGUUGUGCUAUGCAAUCGCAACCGUCGGUUUCUGGUUAUCCGGUUUAUGCGCAGCCGAGUUGUAGGCUUGAUUUGGAAUAUUCGGUUCAUAGUUAUAGGAAUAUGCCGUUUACGGCGUUGUUGUUGCAGCCGGUGACGGAGGAUGAUUGUGGUGAGGAGAAAGUUGAUGGAGAAGAUGGGAAACAGUAAUGUUUGGAGGUUUUUUUUGGGACUGAAUGUGUUGGUUUCUAGAAUUUUGUGGGUCUUUUUGGCUGUAUCUAAAAAGAUUGGGAAGGUUUAAAGGAAGGUCUAACUUGUUGGGGUUUUGGAGUAGAUAUGGUAAAGUUUUGGAUUAAAUGUGUCAGUUUCUAGAAUUUUGUGGGUCCUUUUUGGCUGUAUCUGAAAAGAUUGGGAAGGUUUAAAGGAAGGUUCAACUUUUUGGGGGUUCUGGAGUAGAUAAGAUAGAGUUUUGGAUUAAAUGUGUCAGUUUCUAGACUUUGUCGGUCUUUUUUUGCUAUUUCGAAAAGAUUGGGAGGAAUUAGAAGGUCCAACUUUUUGGGUUUAGGGGGAUUUUGGUAAAUUAGGUUAAUGCAGGGGUAAAAUAGGUGAAUUUAGGGGUAAAAUGUUAAUUUUUGAUAUAUAUAUUUCAUUAGUAAGUCUUUUUGUAAAUUAGUUGUGUCCAUGGAAAAGGAAGAUGUUGCAUU